AUGGAGCGUUUGGUACAGCACAGACGCCACAGUACAGACGCCACAGUACAGACGCUACAGUACAGACGCUACAGUACAGACGCCACAGUACAGACGCCACAGUACAGAUGCUACAGCUCAGACGCCACAGUACAGACGCCACAGUACAGACGCUACAGUACAGACGCUACAGUACAAACGCCACAGUACAGACGCCACAGUACAGACGCCACAGUACAGAUGCUACAGCUCAGACGCCACAGUACAGACGCCACAGUACAGACGCUACAGUACAGACGCUACAGUACAAACGCCACAGUACAGACGCCACAGUACAGACGCCACAGUACAGACGCCACAGUACAGACGCUACAGCACAGACGCCACAGUACAGACGCCACAGUACAGACGCCACAGUACAGAUGCUACAGCACAGACGCCACAGUACAGACGCCACAGUACAGACGCCACAGUACAGACGCCACAGUACAGAUGCUACAGCUCAGACGCUACAGCUCAGACGCCACAGUACAGACGCCACAGUACAGACGCUACAGUACAGACGCCACAGUACAGACGCUACAGUACAGACGCCACAGUACAGACGGUACAGUACAGACGGUACCGUACAGACGCUACCGUACAGACGCUACAGUACAGACGCUACAGCUCAGACGCCACAGCACAGACGCCACAGCACAGACGCCACAGUACAGACGCCACAGUACAGACGCCACAGCACAGACGCUACAGCUCAGACGCCUCAGUACAGACGCCACAGUACAGACGCUACAGUACAGACGCUUCAUUACAGACGCCACAGUACAGACGCUACAGUACAGACGCUACAGUACAGACGCUACAGUACAGACGCUACAGUACAGACGCUACAGCACAGACGCUACAGUACAGACGCUACCGCACAGACGCUACAGUACAGACGCUACAGUACAGACGCUACAGUACAGACGCUACAGUACAGACGCUACAGUAGAGACGCUACAGUAG
Messenger RNA from Knipowitschia caucasica, 987 nucleotides. Lineage: Eukaryota; Metazoa; Chordata; Actinopteri; Gobiiformes; Gobiidae. The record is from the annotation of a GenBank genome assembly.